Messenger RNA from Dioscorea cayenensis subsp. rotundata (Guinea yam), 1148 nucleotides. RefSeq lists its product as uncharacterized. The record is from RefSeq and is a predicted model, not a curated record. Lineage: Eukaryota; Viridiplantae; Streptophyta; Magnoliopsida; Dioscoreales; Dioscoreaceae.
AUGGGACCCCGCCGGAGAGAGGGUGGCAGCGUUUUGAAGCUAGUCCACCCUGGCAGGUUUGUUGAGGUUCACCGGAAGCCAGUGGCAGCCUCGGAGAUCAUGGCAAAGAAUCCAAGGCACUCAAUAACAAGGCCGGAUGUAUUCAGAAACCCACAUGUUGUUGUGCGGCCUGAUGCACUGCUUAAAACUGGGCAUGUCUUCUUCAUUAGAUGGGAAGCGAGGGUCCAUCCAAAGAGACCCUUCUGCAACCACUGCUCCAAACCCCUCCGCACCUGCCUCUGCUCGCGCUUUACCUCGCCGCCGAUCGACAACUCCAUCGCCAUCACCGUCCUCCAGCACAACCUCGAGAAGCGCCAUCCCCUCAACUCCAUCCGCAUCGCCAAGCUUGGCCUCAGAAACCUCUCUAUCAUCCCCAUCUCCGACGUCAACCUUCGCUCCAGCCUCCUCAUCCGCCCUCUCGAUCCCAACCCCAACGACCCUAAUCACCCUCAAAUGUUGGAUUUCGGUGAUAUCGGAGAGUGCCGAGCUGAAGAACAAGGUGAAAAAUGCAGGAUCAGAUGGCACGAUGAAUGCAUCUCAAUUGGAGUGGAUCGCGGGGCGAAGCCCAACAUGAAAUCAGUCCUGGCGUCGCCGAUCGGCAAAGCAGCGAUCUCAAAUGGAUUUACAGCGAAAAAGAUCCAAACAAAGCAAACGCGAAGGGGAAGCAGCGAUGAAACCGAGGACGUAGAAGAGUAUGAGAUCGUGAUACCUGCGGGAACGGCAUUGCUCUAUCCAGGUGAUGGAGCUAUCACAUUGGAGGCUGUGGAUUUCGAAGUGAAGCAUCUGAUCGUCUUGGAUGGCACUUGGGGGAAGGCGAGGAGGAUGUACUGCGAGAAUCCAUGGCUGCAGCUGAUGCCGCGGCUGAGGUUGGAUUGGAAGAGCGAGAGCUUGUACAGUGAGGUGCGGCACGAGCCAAAGGCCGGAUGCUUGUCGACCAUCGAGAGCAUCAUGUGCGCACUGAAGGCGCUGCACGGCGGCGAGGAGGAAAAGCUGGAUGAGCUCUUGAUGCUUUUCGAAUCCAUGGUUGGAGAUCAGAGGAGAUUGAAGGAUGAGAAAUUCAAAAUAAUGGAAUCAAAAUCCUAGUUUUUUUUUCCAUCUCUUCCACAAGA